UGUAAUCCUUCUUGUGUCUUCGUUGUGAACAACAACGAAAAGUUUCAAACGGCUUUGUAUAAAUGAACCGAACCAACUGCCAUUCUCUACUGCAAAAGUGUGGAAACUUAGAGCAGCUCAAGCAGAUCCAUGCCCAAUUGAUAACACAAAGGCUUCACCAUCUUCAACAUCUUGCUUGUAAAAUCCUAAACAAGUACACCAAAUUCAACAAAUCAGUAGAAGCUCACAAGGUCUUCAAUCAGAUUCAGAACCCAGAUAUAAUAUCUUGGACUUGUCUCAUCUCUCUAUACUUGCAAAUUGAUCAACCGUGCAAAGCACUUGCAUUCUUUUCGGAAUUAAUCUGCACGGGUCAAAGACCUGAUACCUUUUCAAUUGUAGGAGCUCUCUCGGCUUGUGGGAGAAAACAAGAUCUGAGUCAUGGAAAGAUGGUUCAUGGGAUGAUCUUCAGGUAUGAUUUGGAUUCUGACCCGAUAGUUGGUAAUGCUCUGAUCGAUAUGUAUAGCAGAAAUGCAAGAAUUGAAGCAGCCCAGUUGGUUUUUUUGGAGAUGAAAAUAAAAGAUGUUUCUUCAUGGACUAGUAUGCUUCAUGGGUUUGUUAAGUGCAAUGACUUAGAAUCUGCUCGCUUGGUUUUCGAUAAAAUGCCGCAAAGGAACUCAAUCUCUUGGACUGCAAUGAUCAGUGGUUACAUCCGGGCAGGGAAACCAAUUCAAGCAUUAGAACUUUUUCAGAAAAUGAAAUCAGAGGGAGAUGAGCCUCCUAAUGCGACCGCAAUUGUAGCUGUUCUUUCUGCUUGUGCAGAUAUUGGAGCUCUGGAUCUUGGCAGAUCGAUCCACAGUCAUAUUAGCAAAACUAAUCUAAAUUCAAAGGACGUUACCUUGUGCAAUGCUCUACUGGAUAUGUACUCAAAGAGCGGGAGCCUCGAUAGGGCUGCUAAGAUAUUUCAUGAGAUGCCCAUGAAGGACUUAUUUUCUUGGACAACUAUGAUUUCAGGAUUUGCUUUUCAUGGGGACGGAAACAGUGCUAUUCAGGUCUUCUGUGAAAUGUUAAGAACUGGGAUGAGCCCAAAUGAGGUGACAUUUGUUGCUCUUUUAUCUGCUUGUAGCCAUGCAGGACUGGUUAAUGAGGGUCAAAGAUGGUUCCACAGAAUGAGCCAUGUCUAUGGUCUUGAACCCAAGAUUGAGCAUUAUGGAUGUAUGGUAGAUCUUCUUGCCCGUGCUGGCUUGGUUGAAGAAGCAGAAAAGUUGAUUGGAGAGAUGCAAACUGAUCCAGAUGCUGUGAUUUGGAGAUCAUUAUUAAGUGCUUGCUUUGUUCAUGGGAAUAUUAAAUUAGCUCAAAUGGCUGGAAAGAAGGUCAUAGAAUUAGAAUCAGAAGAUGAUGGGGUAUAUGUACUUCUUUGGAACAUGUAUUGUUCUGCUAACAGGCGGGAAGAAGCGUUGAAGACAAGGAAGAUGAUGAAAGAUCAGAAUGUUAAGAAGAAACCUGGGUGUAGCUGGAUUGAGGUUAAUGGUGUUGUUCAUGAAUUUGUUGCUGGAGCAAAGAUGCAUUGCCUUCAAACAGACAUUUACUUAGUUUUAGAAGGUAUCGCAGAGCAAAUGAAACUGGGGUCUAGCCGCUACUGUUAUGAGUAUGAUGGAUGAAAAACUAAGAAAGAUCUCUAAGGACAUUCCCCAUCCGGCAAUGGAUUCAGUACAGGAAGUAAAUGAACACGCGGGCUCAGACUGCCUUAACAUUUGAUAUGAUAUGGAGGGCUACUUGGUUCAAUUGAAUGCUGCUUCCCCUUCAAGAGGAAGGUGGUAUGGCUACUCACCUUUUUGUGAUUAGAGUGGCUUCUGUUUUGAGCAAAAUGAACCUAGGCCUUAAAGAAGACUCAUUGGAGAAAAAUAAGGUUUAGAGGAGGCUUUAUAGAAGUUGAAAUGUUUGGAACAGUAGACACAUGAUUACAAUGCAGUAAGAUACUUAUUUCUACUCCAAAGAAAAGAGAAGAGACUAUGAUGUAGUAGUUUUUGUAUGGCGUGUGAAGCUCUGAUGUCAAAGCUCCGAACACAGGAUCUGUUCCAUCCAGGGACAAAAG
Telopea speciosissima is the source of this 2071-nucleotide messenger RNA. RefSeq names its product pentatricopeptide repeat-containing protein At2g20540-like. Gene Ontology annotation, biological process: RNA modification. The transcript has a single exon. The coding region runs from base 63 to 1637 and encodes 524 amino acids. NCBI's taxonomy places the organism in Eukaryota, Viridiplantae, Streptophyta, Magnoliopsida, Proteales, Proteaceae. Gene Ontology annotation, molecular function: protein binding; RNA binding. The record is from RefSeq and is a predicted model, not a curated record.